Molecule: messenger RNA, 1779 nt
Organism: Colletotrichum gloeosporioides
Lineage: Eukaryota; Fungi; Ascomycota; Sordariomycetes; Glomerellales; Glomerellaceae
Product: Mannan polymerase complex subunit MNN9
Exons: 3
Coding region: 1-1779 (592 amino acids)
Biological process (GO): protein N-linked glycosylation; cell wall mannoprotein biosynthetic process
Cellular component (GO): mannan polymerase complex
Molecular function (GO): alpha-1,6-mannosyltransferase activity
Source: RefSeq, a predicted model, not a curated record
AUGGCUCGCCCCAUGGGGUCAGUCCGCUUGAAGAAGGCGAACCCAGUGACCCUCGUCCUCGGUGUCUUCCUGUGCAUUUUCAUCAUCGUCUUCCUUGUCGGGCCUUCCAAGUCCUCCAGGCCAGAGCCCGCAGGCACCGCCUCCCACCAUCUCUCGCCGCCCACCGCACCCUACCGAAAGAAGUCGAAAUCAGACACAAGACCGCCCCCAGUCGUCCGCUACAACCUCAACAAUGUCACGAUUACUCCCGAUCCAAUUACCAAUCGCGAGUCUGUCCUCAUCCUCACGCCCAUGUCCCGCUUCUACCAGGAAUACUGGGAUAACUUGCUGACCCUGAGCUAUCCUCACGAUCUCAUCUCUCUCGGCUUCAUCCUGCCCAAGACUAAGGAGGGCAACGCCGCGACCGCUGCGCUGCAGGAGCAGAUUACCAGGACCCAGGACACAGAGAAGAAGUUCAAGAGCAUCGUCAUCAUGAGGCAGGAUUUCGAGCCCGCCAUAGCAUCCCAGGACGAAGCAGAGCGGCACAAGAUGGAGAACCAAAAGGCUAGGCGUGCGGUCAUGUCCAAAGCUCGCAACUCGCUGCUUUUCACCACUCUUGGUCCUCAGACCUCGUGGGUUCUCUGGCUCGAUGCCGACAUUGUCGAGACGCCGCCCACUCUCAUCCAGGAUCUGGCCGCCCAUGACAAGCCUGUCAUCGUGCCCAACUGCUUCCAGCGAUACUAUAACGAGGACACCAAAAAGAUGGACGAGCGGCCGUACGACUUCAACAGCUGGCAGGAUAGCGAGAUCGCGCAAAAAAUGGCUGAGUCCAUGGGCCGCGAUGACAUUCUGCUUGAGGGCUACAAGGACAUGCCAACGUACCGCGCGUUGAUGGCAUACCUGGGUACCGACGAAAAGGACAAGAGCGCAGAGAUUCCUCUCGACGGCGUCGGUGGUACGGCGCUGCUGGUCAAGGCCGACGUCCACCGCGAUGGCGCCAUGUUCCCUCCCUUCGCUUUCUAUCACCUCAUCGAAACCGAGGGCUUCGCCAAGAUGGCGAAACGCUUAGGUUGGCAACCGUUUGGGCUCCCGAAUUACAGGAGAGCUAACCUAUGGGCCGUCGUACCGUCCCUCAUCGUCCCGACACCAGAACUCGACGAGGGCGCGGGUGCCCAACACGUCCCCGCCGCGCAGCAGCGCCGCGACGUCGACGUUGAGCGGGCUGUCCGUCUCCGGGUACGCCAGCAGCGUGCGCACGGCGCGCACGCUCUCGAGGACGCUGUACGCUGGUGUCCAGGCGUCCUUCAGCAGGUCCAGGCAGAUUUCGCCCGUCUGCAGGGCAAUGUUUGCGUGCACGAUUGGCGUGACGAAGCGUAUCGUUGGCGGGCGGAGGGGGUAGUCUGUCGGGAUCUUGAUUUCGAGGAGCCAGCGGCCUCCUCAUCGUCGACCGGCCCGAGCCUCUCGAUGCCCCUCUCGUCCUUCUGUUCCCCGCGCCAGACGUCAAGCUCCUUGAUGAGGCGCUUGAUCGCGCCACGGCCGUCCGACGAGGACUUGGACUUCUUCUUGCCCCCAACUGCUGGGCCCGUUGGGUUUGAGCUAGAAUCGGGGAGGUUCUGGAUUCGCCACGACAUCUUGAGGAUGGGCGCCGGGGGGGAAGGAGGUCGAAGGGAUGGUGCCAAGAGCUACGUCGUUUGGGCCCAGAUUGGUUUCGCGAUGCUGCUACUGCUGAUCGUGUGUAGACCAGACAGUCGGAAUCUGGGAAUGUACGGUUUGCGCGCUGGCUCACGUGGAAACUGCUAG